UUCUAACGUGUCGUUUCUUGAGCGCACUUCAUUUCCCAUGAGCAGUAGCGCCAUGCGUCCGUGUCACAUGACCGUGCCAACAUGGCGGCCGCUGUCUCCAGCGAACAUUUCGACAACUUGCAGCUUCUUCUGAAGGCUCCGUCUAAAGACGCAGUGAAGGACGUUUGUGUCCAGAGUCACAGAGGUCCGAGUCGGCGGCUGGCAGAGUCCACAGCAGCUACACUCAGCAUCCCUGCCGCCCAGGCUGCUCAGCUGGUUCGGUCUCUCCACGUUCUGUCUCACCACGUCCUCUUCUACAACCUCAGCUCUCCGGAGCAGAUCCUCCAUCUGUUCCCCGACUCGUUCCACUCCAGUCUGAAGAACCUGAUCACCAAGAUCCUGCUGGAGAACAGUCCAACAUGGAGAACAGAAGCUCUCAGUAAUCAGAUCUCCCUCCCCCAGCUGAAGGAGUUGGACUGGAGAGUCGACAUGGUGACCGGCUCAGACUCAGUCAGUCGGAUGUCCGUCCCGACCUGCCUGGUUCAGCUCAAGAUGGAGGAUCCGUGUCCGUCAGCAGGCGGCGAGUCGGUUUCCGCGGUGACGGUGGAGCUGAGCCGGGAGUCUCUGGACACCAUACUGGACGGACUGGGACGCAUCAGAGACCAGCUGUCUGUGGUCGCUGGGAAAUGAGGCCUGGAGACAGCUAAUUGGCUUGUUCAUAUGAUGACAUCACAGUUUUUACAGAGUGACUGAAGCUGAAUGUUAAACAUCUCCACGUUUGACUGAUUUCUUCCACAUCAUGUUGAUUAUUUGUUGUUUUCUCCUGGAAGUUACUCGUCAGGUUUUUAACCCUGAACUAAUUAACGAGUUAAUUCAUCAGUUGGUCGAUUUACAGAAAUGUACACGUUUUUAUAACCGAUUUAUCAUCAGAAAGAAUCAACAUUUUUUUACUUUUUUUUCCUUCAGACCAAGAAAGAAUGAAUAUCUGCCAUCUGAUAUUUGUCAUGUUGAUAAUUUGUCCAUUGAAUGAUGAAUCAAAAGAAUAAUUAAGGGUCCAAGCAUGAAGUAAUGAAUAUGAAAUUAACUAGUGUCAAAGAUAUUACCCUCAAACUGCAGAUAUGUAUUUGAUUAAAGAUUAUUCUUUUUUACAUCCACUAAUAUGAAAAUAAACUCUAAGUCUUUAACAUCUAUGAAUCAUAUUCACCUACAUUUUAUACUUUUACUUCCUUCUAAAAUAAAACUACAGAUGCUACGAC
Messenger RNA from Sebastes umbrosus (honeycomb rockfish), 1235 nucleotides. It is a transcript of the gene commd9, whose product is annotated as COMM domain containing 9. Bases 82 to 669 code for a protein of 195 amino acids. The record is from RefSeq and is a predicted model, not a curated record. The transcript has 6 exons. Lineage: Eukaryota; Metazoa; Chordata; Actinopteri; Perciformes; Sebastidae.